Molecule: messenger RNA, 2675 nt
Organism: Myxocyprinus asiaticus (Chinese sucker)
Lineage: Eukaryota; Metazoa; Chordata; Actinopteri; Cypriniformes; Catostomidae
Product: hemoglobin subunit alpha-D-like
Exons: 3
Biological process (GO): hydrogen peroxide catabolic process
Cellular component (GO): haptoglobin-hemoglobin complex; hemoglobin complex; blood microparticle
Molecular function (GO): peroxidase activity; organic acid binding; heme binding
Source: RefSeq, a predicted model, not a curated record
AAUGAUCCGACAAACACAAGAGGAAAGGGAGCACAAUAUAUACCGACAAGGCACAAGAGGAAACAGGAUGUUCACAGCGUUCCCAAAAACAAAGACAUAUUUCUCUCAUCUAGACAUCAGUCCCCGUUCAGAGCAUUUACGCUGCCACGGAAGAAAAUUGUCCAGGCUUUGGCCGAUGGCGCGAGGAACAUAAGCACACUUAGCACUACACUGUCGCCCCUCAGCAGGUUCCAUGCCUACCAAUUACGAAUACAUCCUACAGACUUUAAGCUUUUUAAUCAUUGCAUCCUUGUGACGCUGGCGUGCUAUAUGGGUGAUAACUUCACCCCAGUUGCACAUGCGGCGGUGGACAAGUUUCUCUCAGCUUUUUCUGCUGUUUUAGCUGAGAAAUUCCGAUGAAGACCCCUCCUAAGUAUACGGAAGCCCUGAACCGCAAGGUGGGGAAAAAUAUUGUCUUAGUUCCUUCCUGAGCCUAAGUCUUAAUUUUUUUUUUUUUUUCUCUCUUCCUAAAUUGUAUUUUUCUCUCUUCAAUUUUUUUUUUUUUUUUCUCUCUUCAAACAAAUGCAUGCGGUACCAACCUUGGCCACCAGGUGCCACUAUAAGUAAACAUGUAAUCUUAUGCUUUUAAUGCUUUCUCUGUUGCUAUAUAGCUGAAUAAUGCAUUUAUUAUUUAUUUAAGGGUUUGCAAACCUUAAGACAAAAUCAGGUUUCAUAUGUUUGAUAUGGCAUUCGUUGUCUUGUAACAAUUUGAGUUUUUUUUUGUUUGAAAUUGUUGGUCUUUCUAAACCAUCUAUGCCAUUUUCUCAGUGUUACAUGGUGGAAGCGAAGGAAUGUAUUGAGGAAAACAGGAAACAUGGGGAAAUUAUUAUUAUGUCUGUCCUUUUGAAGUGUUAGGGGUACAUCUGGUAAUGUUAAUAUUGUUGUAAGUAAUCUAAUUUCUAAACAAAAAGAUCAUUUAUAAAUUAAAUCCUCACGACUGAACAGGGAUGUCAUGUGCGACUUUCAUGGUGGAAUUUAAUUAUAAUAAUAUAUUUUAAUAUAACAAGUUGUCUAUGCUUUUGAAACACACUGUCUACUGCAGAAGUGAAGAGUUCCAGAUGAAGAAUGUCAAGUAAAUAUCCAAAUAUUGUUGGUCUGUCUAAACAUGAGCUAGAUGAUUAUACAGAUGUAAAAUGCUCAUCCCAAACAAAUUGGUGAGGGGUGAGGAAUCACCUAUAGUAUCGCUCCCCGGGUUCCGCCGGGGGGGAAGAAUAGUAGGCUACACACACCUGUUUUGUAUUAGCAGUAUGGGCGUGAAGCUAUAAAAGUACAAUGAUUUCUGUUGUUAGGGGGGGUUUUGGUACCUCUAAUUUUUUUGCCGGAGCUGCCGUGCCGGAACGUGGGCUGGCUGUUAUUGCGAAAAUGCUGUGAAUAAAUUGGGAGGGGUUAUUUGUGACUUUGGGGUAAUCUUGAAUUCAAGGUUUAGGUGGCCGCUGUUGAUGUGUUCUACGAAUGCUGUAUCCCACGUCCAGUAGUGGGUUAGGAAGCCAGCAGUACAUUUGUUUUUGUUUUACAUGCUUGUGGGUUUCUUUUCUCCGGGGAGGCCUCAUUGAAUGUUAUGUGUAAUGUUAUUUAUUCGUCCCCCGGCGUUUAUUAUCAUGAGCGUGCAUGUGAGUGGGGGUAUGAGGGCAGGUUGUUUAUCUCUCCAUAUGCAUUCUGUAAUGUAAUUGACGACGGCUAUGUAUUUAGCUUGAGUGGUAUUAAUGGCAUGUAUUGACUGAUCACUGAUGGUGUGUAUUUAUGAUGUGUGGUAUUUAAUUAUGUAUUCUGUGGAUAUUUAUGUGUUUUAGAGAUUUGCUGUGUAAGGAGUUUGUGGUCAUAUGAAUUAAUUUGGUGUAUUGUACAAUCAUUUUUAAAUUCCCCUAAUGAAUAUAUAGACUUGUUUGUUGAUGCUCUGAAUGUCCCAAAGUCAACCUGCUGUGGAUUGUUAGCAAUACCAAAUGUUUGCCAGGAUAAUUGUACUUGUAUUAAUGGGAUCAACCUACAGCUACCUACAGUAUAUUGAGUUGUGUACUUGAAUGUUUUCCUUGGUUAUUUGGUGCCCAAAUAAAUAUUAUUGUCCAGUGGAGGACCUGUUUGUGAGCCCCUGCACUCGGGGGGUUCCAUCUCCCGAGCCGCGGAACCAUUCAUCACAGCAUCUCUGGCCAGAAGUGAGCGUUAUCGCAUUUUAAACUUAUUUCACGUUAGCGUUCUGUUAUAAUUUACACAACUGAAAAAUAUUUUACUUAUGGUAGCCAUCCAGCUUUUACCUUACAGUACAAAAGAUUCCACUCAUCUUUAAUUACCUCAUGGAUAUUUUACAAAUUGCUCUUAUUCUUACAUUCGCAGUACAACCUCAAUUAGGCACUUGCAACUUCUCAAAUCUGUCACUGCAAUUUCAAAUCUUCGUGCCUUGACUUUUGCAACUAUUUUCACGAUAUAUCUGAUGCAUAACUAACUUGUACACUUGCAAACUCAGUGUUUGCAAGAGAGAAAGGUGGGGCAGGGGGAGGGUGCAAAGGAGUCAUUUUAUAGGUUGGUGCCUAGCCAAUGAAAUCGGACUUCUUUUGUACACGAUGUCACGACCAUAGACAUAUAAAUGGUCAGGACACCCGCGGCCUUAACAUUACCAGAUGUACCCCUAACACUUCAAAAGG